Messenger RNA from Letharia lupina, 762 nucleotides. RefSeq lists its product as uncharacterized. Lineage: Eukaryota; Fungi; Ascomycota; Lecanoromycetes; Lecanorales; Parmeliaceae. The record is from RefSeq and is a predicted model, not a curated record. The transcript is spliced from 2 exons. Bases 1 to 762 code for a protein of 253 amino acids.
AUGUCCGACACCAAAGCGUUGCGACAUCGAGUCGGCUUUUCAGCUUACCAAGAGAAUACCAUAUUGCAACGGCGAAACCCAACUUCGCCAGCUCCCCAACUCACCCUGUCAGCUCCACAGUCGAACUCUCGAAGCCUCAGUACGGCUUCUGCAAUGGUCUGGAUGCCAGAGGAACAGAUGUGGCUUAUCGCUGGUGAGAUGCAGCGAGAUGUCAUCUCGAGUCAUGAACCGCAACCAGCGCCGCCAGCUUACACACCAACUUACAUACCGAGGAAUUGCACCCGCUCUGAACCGUCUCCUACCAUUCGGUCUCAUCAUGACCUCACACCGCCUAUGACUCCCGUCCAGGUCCAGCUUGAACGUCUCCUCGAGCAACAACGACGAGAGCCACUUCCCCAGCCGCCAUCAAUCCUACGAGACGAGGAGAGAUUUUCACCAUUGUUCCAGGAAGCCAUGAACUCCGUCCCGAUGCUGGAUCCGGCGGAGCUCGCUCCUCCGUCUUUAUUCUCGAAUCCAGCAGGGAAAGAUAGACCACGUACUGCGGGCACUCCAGCUUUGCGGUCGCAGAACUCGACCGCGAUAGACCCGAGAUCAAGAUCUCUGUCUGUGGAUAGGCAAGCUGCUCAUUCGAGGAACAUUUCAUCGAGCACCAACAGCUUUCAUAGCGCUGUGGAGGACUUAAAUGGAGACGCCAAUUCUGCUCCACGGUCGUGGAUUGGUUUAGCUAGGAAGAUUGCGAGACCGGCGUCUGCGACACGUUGA